Messenger RNA from Cynara cardunculus var. scolymus (artichoke), 728 nucleotides. RefSeq names its product photosystem I reaction center subunit VI-2, chloroplastic-like. The transcript has 3 exons. Gene Ontology annotation, biological process: photosynthesis. Lineage: Eukaryota; Viridiplantae; Streptophyta; Magnoliopsida; Asterales; Asteraceae. The record is from RefSeq and is a predicted model, not a curated record. Gene Ontology annotation, cellular component: photosystem I; photosystem I reaction center; chloroplast thylakoid membrane. The coding region runs from base 92 to 526 and encodes 144 amino acids.
CGAUCCUCAUUUCAUAUAACUCCGAUCGAUCAAUUUGAUUUCACGAUAACAAUAAUCACUUACAGGUUGUGAGAUUCUGUCAAUCGGCGUAAUGGCGUCUAUUGCAACCUUCGCACCCACCACCACCACCACCGUCAAGGGCCUCGGUGGCAGUUCUAUCGCCGGAACCAAGCUUAACCUCCGGCCUUCUCGCCAGAGUUUCCGAUCAACCUCUUGCAGAGCUGGUGCUGUGGUGGCUAAAUAUGGCGACAAGAGUGUUUACUUUGAUUUGGAGGAUUUGGGUAACACUACUGGUCAGUGGGAUGUUUAUGGUUCUGAUGCACCUUCGCCUUACAAUGCCCUCCAGAGCAAGUUCUUCGAGACGUUCGCUGCACCUUUUACCAAGAGAGGAUUGCUACUCAAAUUCUUGAUACUGGGAGGUGGUUCGACCCUUGCUUACUUCAGCUCCACCGCAACCGGAGAUGUGUUACCAAUUGUGAAGGGCCCACAAGAGAAGCCGAAGCUUGGUCCACGUGGCAAAAUCUAAUCUGAUCAACCGACAACGACAAAAGAAUUUUAGUAUGGUUUGAAAUGUAUCUUUGCCACAACUUGUAAGUAUGUUUGGUUCCUACUCCAAGGCUCCUUUCUUUAUUCAUGUAUGAAUUCAUGCUUACUACAAAACUCUAUCAUGACCUUAGAUGUGACUUCACAUAUUCAUAUUUGACUAUGGGGUUGUUUGGUUGGUUUUC